This is a messenger RNA of Perca flavescens (yellow perch), 1028 nucleotides long. It is a transcript of the gene bcdin3d, whose product is annotated as BCDIN3 domain containing. Gene Ontology annotation, molecular function: RNA methyltransferase activity; O-methyltransferase activity. Bases 39 to 794 code for a protein of 251 amino acids. Gene Ontology annotation, biological process: negative regulation of pre-miRNA processing. Lineage: Eukaryota; Metazoa; Chordata; Actinopteri; Perciformes; Percidae. The record is from RefSeq and is a predicted model, not a curated record. Gene Ontology annotation, cellular component: cytoplasm. The transcript has 2 exons.
UUUCCAACCGGAAGUAUUUUCGAGGCGCACACAUUACAAUGGCAACAUGUUCGAUAAGUAGCGGGGAUAUCGAUGAAAUAAAUGAUCCAGGAGCCGCUCCUUAUGGCAACUUUAUAAACUAUUACACCUUCAAUCCUCCGGAGAACCGUUUGAGCCUGAUUCCAGCCACAUUACUCCAGGAUUUAGGUUACAGAGACGGCCAUCAGACCACACUGAUCCUGGACGUGGGGUGUAAUUCAGGGGAACUGAGUGUAGCCUUUUACCAGCAUCUAGUGCAGGAGUCUGUGUGCCAAGAAGAGUCCGAUAAGUGGAAAGUUAAUCUCCUGGGCUUCGACUUGGAUGAGAUCCUCAUUCAGAGGGCUCAGCAGAACAACCCUCGGCCUCGCAGCAUCUCCUUCAUCCCCCUGGACAUCACUAAAGACAACGACCAGCUGCAGGAUUACCUCGACCACCACGGCUGCUCCCACUUCCACCUGUGUCUUUGCCUGGCUGUCACCAUGUGGGUCCACCUAAACCACGGAGACUCCGGCCUGCUGCAGGUGCUCUCUCGCCUGGCCUCCAUCAGCCAGCACCUCCUGCUGGAGGCGCAGCCCUGGAAGUGCUACCGCUCUGCGGCCCGGCGGCUGAGGAAGCUGGGCCGCUCGGACUUUGACCACUUCAAGACCCUGAAGAUCCGUGGGGACGUAGCAGAACAUGCCAGGGAGCACCUGGAGACAAACUGUGGCAUGGAGCUCAUCCGGAGCUUCGGCAGCACUACAUGGGAGCGCAAGCUGCUGCUCUUCAAAAGGAGAUGAAACUAAAAGGGACAACGUCAGUCAUCAUCUGCCGCUGCACAUGAGAUGCAGGGACACGAUCAGGAAGACCAAAGAAAUCAAUGUUGGGAAUGGGAGAAAAGUAAAGUUGAUCGACAUUAAUCUGCAACGAUUAUGACAAGUUCAAGUCACUUUUCAAGUAAAAAUGCUGACCAUUAACUGUCUCCAGCUUGUCAAAUGUCAAGAUUUGUGUAUAUUAAAUGAUAUUAAACUGAG